AUGGCCAACGACGAAGAGAGAAAACCGAUUGUCGACGCCCUGGGAGAGCACCAGGCCGAGGACAAGACGGCGACGGCGAUCUUGCGCCGCAAGAAGAAGGACAACGCCCUCCUUGUCGACGACGCCACCAACGACGACAACCUGAUCAUCACCAUGUCCCUGGCGACGAUGGAGCUUUUGCAAUUGUUCCGCGGCGACACCGUGUUGAUCAAGGGGAAGAAGCGCAAGGACACCGUCCUCAUCGCGUUGGCGGACGACGACAUGGAGGACGGCGUUGCUCGCAUCAACCGCGUCGUCCGUAACAACUUGCGGGUGCGCCUUGGCGACAUUAUCACCGUCCACCCUUGUCCCGACAUCAAGUAUGCCAACCGGAUCUCGGUGUUGCCCUUAGCUGACACCGUUGAGGGUUUGACGGGGCUGUUGUUCGACAUGUUCCUUAAGCCCUAUUUCGUCGAAGCCUACCGCCCUGUGCGUAAAGGUGACUUGUUCACCGUGCGUGGGGGGAUGAGACAAGUUGAAUUUAAAGUGGUGGAAGUGGACCCGGAAGAUAUCGCCAUUGUCGCCCAGGAUACCAUUAUCCACUGCGAAGGCGAACCCAUCAACCGUGAAGAUGAAGACUCUACCCUUAACGAAGUCGGUUACGACGACAUUGGGGGUUGCAAGAAGCAGAUGGCGCAGAUCAGAGAACUCGUGGAACUCCCGUUGCGCCACCCGCAAUUGUUCAAGCUGAUCGGGAUUAAGCCGCCCCGCGGGGUGCUUAUGUACGGUCCCCCGGGUACCGGUAAGACGAUCAUGGCGCGGGCGGUGGCCAACGAAACCGGGGCGUUUUUCUUUUUGAUCAACGGGCCGGAAAUCAUGUCGAAGAUGGCGGGUGAAUCGGAACUGAAUUUGCGUAAAGCGUUUGAAGAAGCGGAAAAGAACUCGCCCGCGAUCAUUUUCAUCGACGAAAUCGACUCCAUCGCGCCUAAGCGUGACAAGACCAAUGGUGAAGUCGAACGCCGGGUGGUGUCGCAAUUGUUGACGUUGAUGGACGGGAUGAAGGCGCGCUCCAACGUGGUGGUGAUCGCUGCCACCAACCGCCCCAACUCCAUCGACCCCGCCCUCCGUCGUUUCGGUCGUUUCGACCGUGAAGUCGACAUCGGCGUCCCCGACGCCGAAGGGAGACUCGAAAUCCUCAAGAUCCACACCAAGAACAUGAAGCUUGCCGACGACGUCGACCUCGAAGCCAUCGCCCUGGAAACUCAUGGUUUCGUUGGUGCCGACUUGGCGUCGCUCUGCUCGGAAGCCGCCAUGCAACAGAUCCGGGAAAAGAUGGACUUGAUCGACCUCGACGAAGACACCAUCGACGUCGAAGUGUUGGACUCGUUAGGGGUUACCAUGGAGAACUUCCGCUUUGCCCUCGGCAACUCCAACCCGCUGGCGUUGCGGGAAACCGUCGUGGAAAACGUCAACGUCACCUGGGACGACAUCGGUGGCUUGGACGGCAUCAAGAACGAACUCAAGGAGACCGUCGAGUACCCCGUGUUGCACCCCGAACAAUACCAAAAGUUUGGGCUUGCUCCCUCGAAGGGUGUCUUGUUCUUUGGUCCCCCUGGUACCGGUAAGACGUUGCUUGCCAAGGCGGUGGCCACCGAAGUGCUGGCCAACUUCAUCUCGGUGAAGGGUCCCGAGCUCUUGUCGAUGUGGUACGGUGAAUCGGAACUGAACAUCCGUGACAUCUUUGACAAGGCGAGAGCCGCCGCCCCCACGGUGGUGUUCCUCGACGAGUUGGACUCGAUCGCCAAGGCUCGUGGCGGCGGCCACGGUGACGCUGGCGGCGCCCUGGACCGGGUGGUCAACCAGUUGCUUACGGAAAUGGACGGGAUGAACGCCAAAAAGAACGUGUUCGUCAUCGGUGCCACCAACAGACCCGACCAGAUCGACCCCGCCCUCCUCAGACCCGGUCGUUUGGACCAGUUGAUCUACGUCCCCUUGCCCGACGAACCGGCGAGAUUGUCGAUCUUGCAAGCGCAAUUGCGCAACACCCCCUUGGAGCCCGGCUUGGACUUGCAAGAGAUCGCCAAGAUCACCAACGGCUUCUCCGGUGCCGAUUUGCUGUACAUUGUCCAGCGCCUGGCCAAGUUUGCCAUCAAGGACUCGAUUGAGGCUCUGAUCAAGGUGAAGAAGGAGAAGGAAGCCGCUGCCGCUGCCGCCGGCGACGACGCUGCCGACGUCGACAUGGACCAGGCCGACCCCGUGCCUUACAUCACCCGCGCCCACUUUGAAGAGGCGAUGAAGACGGCUAAGCGGUCGGUGUCCGACGCCGAGUUGCGUCGUUACGAAGCCUACGCCCAGCAAUUGCAAUCGUCGCGGGGCCAGUUCUCCAACUUCAGAUUCAACGAAGGCGACAACCAGCAGUCCGGCGGCCAGGCGGCGUUCGGCGGUAACGACGACGACGAUGAUUUGUAUAACUGA
Molecule: messenger RNA, 2454 nt
Organism: Diutina rugosa
Lineage: Eukaryota; Fungi; Ascomycota; Pichiomycetes; Serinales; Debaryomycetaceae
Gene: CDC48
Product: AAA family ATPase
Exons: 1
Coding region: 1-2454 (817 amino acids)
Biological process (GO): retrograde protein transport, ER to cytosol; mitotic spindle disassembly; autophagosome maturation
Cellular component (GO): VCP-NPL4-UFD1 AAA ATPase complex; nucleus; cytosol
Molecular function (GO): ATP binding; polyubiquitin modification-dependent protein binding; ATP hydrolysis activity
Source: RefSeq, a predicted model, not a curated record